AUGGCGGACAUAGCGCUUUUGGUGGCCGAGGAGUACGAGAGGAGGGUGAGACAGACGGCGGAUUCGAGACCAGCGUCGGUGGAAUUUGAUUGGUGGAAGAAUAUUCCGGCGAAGAUGACUAUAGGAGUCAACGAGAAGAAGAUAGUGAGUUUCAUGAAGAAGUUUGAGGCUAAAUCUCAGUUUGCUCUCGCCAUCUCUCAUGGCUUCUUCUCACCUUGA
Molecule: messenger RNA, 219 nt
Organism: Microthlaspi erraticum
Lineage: Eukaryota; Viridiplantae; Streptophyta; Magnoliopsida; Brassicales; Brassicaceae
Source: the annotation of a GenBank genome assembly